AUGGAGUCGAAACUCUCGCUGUUGACCUUCGGGGAUGACCGCCGUUCGCUGAACCAGAGUCAUUCAGCCCUACGAGCUCUCACUUCAUCCCGCCUCAGUCGGACACGACCACGACGAGACUCUUGCUCCACGAGUUCAUCAUCCUCAACCUGCUCCUCCAUUGACUCCACCAGCUCACCCUCAUGCGUGUUCAUUGUCUGGGCCGCCGUCCAGCGCAACACAUCCCAGAAAAUGACGGCGGCUGAUCGUCUCGAAUGUCCACUUCUGCGCUGCCGCAAGAGGUUUCCGAAUCACGAGGCCAUGUUGAGGCACCUGUACGCCUGCGACCAGCUCUUUACUGGCGAGUACUGGUGUUAUGAGUGUGGCAAGGCCGAGAAGUUCAACGACGGGAAGUGCAAACGCUGCCUCGGCCACCCGGGAAAGAGACGUAGGAUCAUGUCCGUUGCGAAGAACUUCUUCUCCUCGUUAGGGCAACGGUCGAAAAUCAACCAUAUGCCAGACCUCGACAUGAAGGAUGUAUCCGACAUCGCCGCCGUUCCACCACUCAGCUAUGAUUCUUGCAUUCAACCUCAACAAGUCGAGCUAUCCUCGUGCACCGAGAUUUUGGAGAUUGACUCCGUCGAGGUGCCUCUUCCAACACCGAUGGAUGUCCAUCGUUGCAUCUUGGAGAGCGAGCCCGCGGUAUCAUUGGCCAUGGGGGCGGCAGGCCUGGAGUCGACCGUGUCCGUGUUGCCUGACCCAUCGUUCGACUGGCCUUUGCAGAACUGCCUCUAUACAAAUGACAGCAUCAUGGGCAAAUCCGACCGGCCAUCGCUGUCUCUACACACCUAUGGUCUCGAACAGCAUCGGAAACAGCACCAACCCACUGCCCGAGCCAAGAAUCUCUCCCCCAGCAAUUCGCUCAGAUCGAACGCCAGUACCGACACGACAGCUAGUUACCUCGUCUCGCCUGCUUCUGCUUUCAGUGGUGCUUGGACGACCGCCGAGACUAGCCUCACUUCGCCGACCUCUGAUGGCAGCUCGGGGGGGUUACUCUCCCGAGGCUGCUCCAAUGCGAGUCGCUACUCAAACUACAGCAUGCCGUCACAUGCCUUCAUCUCGGAACUGCCAGCAGACGAUAUCAUGCUCCAGCCGCUUCCUACGUUUCUCCCGGACGACUUGAACUGCGACCAACAGCUCCCACUUCUGGAAAGUUCGGAUGCGGCACUUCGCCCGAACGAGAACGGCGCGGUCGCCCCUGAACAGACGUCUGACGCUUCGGGUCUGGUGAAAGCAACAGACACGGCCAUCCCUGCCCAUGCUGUCGAUGCCAACUCUCUUGUCGGAUCAGCGUGGGACACGCUAAAGACCCAUAUCACUUCAUCCCUAAGAAAGCUGCGACACCUAACCCACAAUCCUCUUGUGGGACAAUUGCAAAGCGUAUCAUCACAGGAAAUAGCCAACAGGGGUCUCGCUGUGCUCAAGGUUCUGCUCGAGGGUGGCCGUUCGACUAGCAGCGUCGACAUGCUCUGCUUCAUCCACGUUACCUACUCGCUUUCUCUCAUUGUCCACGAAGACGACACGCGCAACCGUUCAAAGCAGCUCUUUGCGCAAGCCUUCUGUUACAGUAAUUGGCUAGCUGCAGGGGAGCGAACAGAUUAUGCUGAAGUGGCGUCUGCGAUCUGGCAACCAUUGGAUCUGUCGCUUGGCGAAUUGGAUGAACUGAUAUCAGAGCAGGAUGGGCGUGUAUCUUCGACGCCACCAAGUCUGAAAGGCAAGGAGUCAGCCUCUCCCCCUUCUGGAAAUCAAUUGAAAAAGGACAUUUUGUUGGAAGUGGCGCGCUUCUUCUUGGACGAGCUGGAACACGCCGUCUUGCCUAGCAAGAACCUUGAGUCGACCGAGGUCCUCAGCUCUAUGCUAUGGACAAAACAUUCUGUGGAUACUACCGACAGUUCGACCCUGAACAGACACCUCUCUGCCAGUUUUAGAACGUGGCGGUGCGAGAUUCGCCGCGAUUUCAGUCAUGCCGAGAACCUUGAUCCGAACAUAAAGCGGAUUCAGAUGCGCAUCGACAAUGGAAGCAUUCGCAGCGCAAGGAGGGCGGAGUUGGAGCUGAUGCAGGCGGGCAAGGGAUGCGUGUCAAUGCAAGAAUACUUCGACAGCUACGUCCCCAAGGUAAGAGAGCUGUCUGACUGUUUCUACCAUCAGUAUUUGCUAGAGGAGAUACCUCGAACAUCGUACCAUGUAAAUGGUGUUGAUCUCGCCCGAACCAUCUUUUCCGGUAUCUGGGAAAAGGAGGCGAUCAAGCACGCCAAACAGGAUACCGCCAAUGUGAGUGGCGAGGCGGCCCUCGAAGAAUUCAUCAGAAACACAACAACAGCGCUCGAUGACCCGUGGGAGAGUUUUCUCCUGGCGCCGGAGGAUCCGCUUGUCAUGCCGACGCCCCUGCCUGACACUCAGCGAGCGAUGAACGACGCGGAACUCGCGAACGCUAUCUCGCUAUUUUACGAGACCGGCGAGAGCUCCAUGAAGGAGAUUUUGCAGACGUCGCUCACACCAACCAACUUUUGUACCGCGCCGUCCAAAAAGUCUGUGCAAGCGACUCUUAGUAGCACGGGGCAGAAGUUGGAGGUGAAGGCUAGCGAUUGUUGCGAGAUUUGCGGAUACCAACCAAAGGGCGAUCCCCAGUGGUUCAAGGGUAGCAUGGCGAAACAUAAGAAGCUGCAGCACUCAAUGGCGCCUCCCAAGAUCUACCGGUGUCCGUACCCCGGCUGCACGAGCCAGUACAAGAAUCGACCGGAUAACCUGAAGCAGCACCAGCAAGACAAGGGCCAUUUUGUGGACGGACCAACGGAGCGGAGGCCUAGCAAGAGGAAGAAGAGAAACGAGUGA
Messenger RNA from Colletotrichum higginsianum IMI 349063, 2871 nucleotides. RefSeq names its product Zinc finger protein. The record is from RefSeq and is a predicted model, not a curated record. Bases 1 to 2871 code for a protein of 956 amino acids. Lineage: Eukaryota; Fungi; Ascomycota; Sordariomycetes; Glomerellales; Glomerellaceae. The transcript is spliced from 4 exons.